GCGAAAUUGUCCUCCCUUGGAAUAAUGCGUCGCAUCGCCUGCAAUCACUGCCGUUCUAGUAAAUUAAGAUGCAAGGUCAAAGAGCCUGACAUUAGCUGCGAACGAUGUCUGAGCAGAAACGUCCGCUGUUCAUACCUUCCACAGAUCUCCCGGUCGUUCCAAUCACCAUCUCCAGCUCAACUCUCGCAAGGCAGUCCCAAUUUUCCCAUCGCGAAUAGCCCCCAAACCCAGUCGCCAGCUGCCUACCAACUCAACCAGGAGACUCCAGGUCUCGAUUUUGGGAGAGGCCGUCCCGAAGAUGUUCUCCGGGAAGGGGAGUUUACACACUCGCUGAUUUUGCUAUACUUUAGCAACUUUAGCGACAUCCAUUUUAUGUUUGAUGAAGAGCUUUUCUUGAAAGACUUUGCUGUUGGGCAAGUCCCCAAGCUCAUUUUAUACUCCAUUAUGGCGCUCAGCAUUCGAUUUUCGCUCGCUCCCUUUAAUGAGGAACUGCCACCAUCUCACCGCGGUGAAUUGCUUUUCGAGCACGCCAGAAUGUUGCUUCAGCGGGAUUUCGACUGCCCAUCAAUCACAGUCAUCCAAGCAUACAUCCUUUUAAGUACAUACAAGAUGUCAUUCGGUGGGUCAAGGCAGUCAUAUCUGUACCUGGGUAAGUCACAUUUACCAGGCUAUCGAUGUACUGACCAAAUAACAGGUUUCGCGACCAACAUGUUACGCGCGCUUCGUCUCCUAGAUACACAUCCAGGAGAGAAUUCAGUGACUUCAGAGGCUAACCGGCGUCUUGUGUGUACAAUGGCAUUGAUGGAUCGGCUUAUGACAUUUCCCUUGCGUUUGCCACCUCAAUUUUCGUCUCAAGAUCACAUACCUACAAUGCUUGGUGACGGUGAAUUUUGGGCUCUCAAGAGAGGUACUGGAACCCUUGCGGAUGGAGUUCUUCAUGGACCCAGUAGUGUCAGUGUGAGCCAAGAGAUUCUCAAGUUGUCGGAAAUUAUGUUUGAAGUCUGCAACGCAUACUUCAACGCAGGUUCGAGCACCGCGUUGGAAGAAACCCGGCUCCGCUUCCAUCAUUACUCCACCACUCGAGACGUAUCCCUGCUUUCUACCGCGGCCAACUUGGAACGCCACAAACAUCAUGACACACUCCGAAAGUUUGCAUACAUGCAUCUUCUGUAUCACCACGUCGGCCAGCUCAUUCAUUUUCAUGCCCUCAAGUUUACAUGGCGGAGCGACCUUCCCCCGUCGGAAGACGACCAGAUUGGAUCUUCCGUGGAGGAGCUCGCGCGAGAAUGUCAUCAGCACUCCUCGGCCAUAGUAACCGUUGUCAGGUUUAUAUGGGAACAAGGGGGCUUCGAUCUGCACAACUUCUCCAUUGGCAAAAUACUAACUCUUGCCACGGUGGUCAACACUCAUGCGUUACUCUCGGCGUCAUCUUCGGAGGCUACCGAUCGGCUGCGAGCUGAAGCGGCGACGUUAUUGGCAUGUAUUAAACGAGUCAAGCACCACACACGCAUGUUCAUUUGGGUGCUUCAACAUUUAGAGGCUUUCAGAAAGAUUUGUAGCCAAAACACAUCCUCAUGGGCCAAAAUGUUCGAUCAAAACCCUCGUCUUCUCGGCCAGAUGCUAUACCUGGGCAGCCACUAUGAGAAUGUUGAGCCGCAAACAGCAGGUCGACGUCCAGGGAUCGGAGCCCUUCUACUGCCCGAGGUUCCCGCAUCUGAAGGGAUGCACUCGACGAGCAAGUUAGCAGGAGAGAGGACUAAGCAGGCUGAUUCACAGCUGCAAGAUGUAAACCUGAGUUAUUUGGAUGACUUUGCGUGGAUAUUUUCAGAUUCAUCCCUAUCAGAAUUAUAUGGAGGACACCAAGAUUGAAACAUUUACGGAAAGUCCUUAUCCCAAUUUCAG
Molecule: messenger RNA, 1902 nt
Organism: Ilyonectria robusta
Lineage: Eukaryota; Fungi; Ascomycota; Sordariomycetes; Hypocreales; Nectriaceae
Exons: 5
Coding region: 25-1869 (614 amino acids)
Biological process (GO): DNA-templated transcription; regulation of DNA-templated transcription
Cellular component (GO): nucleus
Molecular function (GO): DNA-binding transcription factor activity, RNA polymerase II-specific; zinc ion binding; DNA binding
Source: RefSeq, a predicted model, not a curated record